UCUUUUAUUCUCUCGUUUAAAUUCCCUUUUUUCGUUCUCGUGUUAAUAACCCCGUUACCGAGUUUCCAAUGUCCCAAGACUCUCGUCUUCGAUUCCUAAUAUUUUUUUCCGCGUUAUUCGCUUUUGUUUAAGCGGCGUCGGGCUCCGCGGACGUGUCGUGUAAACAACCUCGCGUUCCUCGUAGUUCCUCCCGAAAUUCUCAUUGUUUCUAAUAAAAAUUCGUACUUCCCGUGUACGAUAAUACUCGCGUGAGAUCGUUAUACGAUUAAUGCCGUGAAAUUAAAUUCUCGAAUAAAACAAGAACGUGACCAAUUUGUGAAUAAUAAAACGUACAAAAUCCGUGGAUAACAGAAUUCGUGAAAAAUCGUGAUAUACACUCGAGGUCGUGAUGAAUUGUUUGAUUGAAAAAAAAAAACCUCGGAACAGUUUUGGGCUCCACUUGCGAUUUGUUUUGUGUCGUGCGUCGAAGAGAUAUCAAAUCGUUUUUAUUUUUCGUUCCUAUAAAGAACGUCACUCAACUGUCGAACAGAUUGAAACAGCUCGGGCGGAAAUGGCUGUCAAAAUACAAGCGUGACAUAAACUUCGUAUCCGAGAAUGUCAUCGCGUUACAAUAUGAACAAAUCGAAAGACGUUUGAUGCAUGCAUGUUUUCUCGAUACCGCGUGACGAGCUCCCGUGUGUCUCUGAGCGAAGCUAAAUCGUGUUAUGUCUGUACCAAGUGAGUUAGAUUUAAGCGAGCAAAUUCGUCGUGCAUACGCCCAUUUCCGGGAAGCGGAAGCCUCAGCGGUAGAGUCUCCAAAGCCGACGAAUAUUAUUCACGAUAAUAAUUCGUGGAUAAUAUUGGUGUUGACGGUAAUAUCGAGAAUCGGCUUUUUUCUCGUCCAAAUUGGCAGUGUACCAGUGACCAAUGUGAAUCUCGUGCUGCUACAAAAUAUCCUCGACUUUUCGUGGGUUACGAUCGUUUACGUCAUCGGGGGAUUCGUUAUCGCUUAUAACGGAGACUCGGGAGGUCUGAUCGGACAGGGCCAAUGGAUCGGUGACGAAAACUGUAUCGACAAGAAAGAAAUUCUUGUCGGAUGGCAAGCGACGGUCGUCGCAUCAGCCAUUUACACGUGUUGCUUCGUCGGACGAACUCACGUGCUCGCCUACCUUUUAAUCGGUUUCAUCGUUUCCGGCAUCGUUCAACCUUUCGCCAUCCACUGGGCCUGGAACCCUCAAGGAUGGAUGGCUAAAAACAAUUUUAUCGGAUACGACGUUGUCUUUCUCGAUUACGGAGGUUCUGCCAUUGUUCACGUCGUUGGAAGUCUCACCGGUUGUGUCGGAUGCGUUAUACUCGGCAGAAGAAUUAUUAGACUCAGGGAUAUCGAUGACGCGAGCAUUCCAACUGAUUCAGCCGGCACAGCACUCGCCGGCUACUUUUUUAUACUCCUCGGCCUUCAGAGUCUCUGCUUAUCGAGCACCGAUCCGGAUAAUCCAAGAGCAUCGAGAAAGGAAAUGUCGAUGAUUAUUGUGAAUAAUCUUCUCGGUGCUUCCUCGAGCAGUCUCGUCGUCGUUGCCCUCCAUUUUAUUCUGGGCAAAGAACCAUUCAAUUACUGGACAGUAAUGAGAUGCGUUCAGGCUUCGAUCGCUGGUACAAUCGCAGUUUCGGGCGGCGUUCACUUUUACGAGCCUUUAUUGUGCCUCGGCCUCGGCUGUUCCAGCGGCAUUAUUUAUUACCUCGUUUCGAAACGAGUUUUUCAAAGUGCCCUCGAGGAUUAUUGCAACGUCAUUGCGACCCAUCUCUUCUCCUCCCUCGUCGCAAGCUUGCUCACUCCUCUGGCUCACGUCACUCCAGAAAGCCUCAAAAAUCCGAUCCUCAUCCUCGUCAAUUUUACUUGGCACGUCAUUUGUCUCAUUGCCAUUGUCGCCCUGGUUACCGUCCCGGUCGCGCUGCUGCUUGGCUUUCUCGAGUGUCUUGGACUCUUGCGAAACAGAUCCGAAAUCAUCAAUCAUUUGAGGGCCAUCGUUGCUAAGGAGCGAGGACCUCCCAGAUCACGCAUGCAGAGGCUUUUUCUUCCGGAAGGAGAAAUUCUCUACCUCCAACCGUGCACGGCUCGAGUUCGUCAGAACGUCGAUCAGGCGAAUCCCCGAUUUUCGAAUCGCACGCGCCCGAAGAUUCAAAUCCACGAGCCCCGCGAGCCUCUCUACGGGAUCCGAAAGGCCGCGAAAUCUCAAGUUUUCUUUUCGACCUCGAGCCCGAGCCUCGCGGCUCGCUCGACGAGGCUGAAAAAGUCACGACAAGUUCACACUCUUAGGUCCAACAGUGAAAUUACCUUUGUCCAAGCAAAAGGUAACCACGGAGCCAUGGGGGACGAGCAGAGAGCUGACGACGAGGAGAGAAUCAGUAACGCGGACGCGGAUUCAAGCGUCGUUGAAAGAAUAUCAGGAAUCGAGUGCUCCGGAGACUCGUCGAUCGCGGAACUUGGGAAAAUUCACGGAAACCCUUUGAUCGACGAGCUGAGCGAUUUGGGCUCUGCCGAAAUGAAAAAGGACGUAACGAGAAUUGGAAAUUAUUCUCCGAAGAGUUUCAAGCGCCGAAGCGAAUCUUUCAGGCUCCGCAGGACCCAAAAGAGUACGAAUUUGCGAUUGGAUGCUAUAAACGAGAAGGACCCGAGUGUGAAAUUUCUCGUGAGGCCGAACGUGCGAAGUUUUUCGAGCACUGAAUCCGACAGCGAGAGUGAAACGUUCGAGACAAGUAGGAAUAAAUGUUUGAGAAACUCGGUACAGUCAUUUCCACUCGGAUUGAUGGGGAGAAGCAUCGGGCUCACGGACAUUCGCUCCUGAUCGAGCGAAUUUUUCCUCGCUCCUUGCAAAAUCCUUCGAUCUUUAUUUUUUGAAGUAUUUUCUUUUAUUAUAACUUAUCGCCUAUCCGUACAGUUAUUACAGUAUUUUACAAUCCACGCGAUGAUAAGUUAACAAUGAAACGGCGUCAACGAAAGUCGUGUGUAGUCGAAACGAAGAUGAAAGAACGAAAAAAAUGUCAAAGAAUUGAGUAAGCUGAUUGAAAAGCUGGAAAAGUGUGAAUAAAAGCGUUUUUCCACAACA
Messenger RNA from Venturia canescens, 3083 nucleotides. RefSeq names its product putative ammonium transporter 1. The transcript is spliced from 4 exons. Lineage: Eukaryota; Metazoa; Arthropoda; Insecta; Hymenoptera; Ichneumonidae. Gene Ontology annotation, cellular component: plasma membrane. Gene Ontology annotation, biological process: ammonium homeostasis; ammonium transmembrane transport. Gene Ontology annotation, molecular function: ammonium channel activity. The coding region runs from base 705 to 2822 and encodes 705 amino acids. The record is from RefSeq and is a predicted model, not a curated record.